This is a messenger RNA of Tilletiopsis washingtonensis, 2179 nucleotides long. RefSeq names its product Mur ligase. NCBI's taxonomy places the organism in Eukaryota, Fungi, Basidiomycota, Exobasidiomycetes, Entylomatales. Bases 131 to 2098 code for a protein of 655 amino acids. The record is from RefSeq and is a predicted model, not a curated record. Gene Ontology annotation, cellular component: mitochondrion; cytosol; cytoplasm. The transcript has a single exon. Gene Ontology annotation, molecular function: dihydrofolate synthase activity; tetrahydrofolylpolyglutamate synthase activity; ATP binding. Gene Ontology annotation, biological process: folic acid-containing compound biosynthetic process.
GCGACGCAGCUCGCACUUGCUCUGCGCGGCCUCGGUGCCAGCAGUGCCAGGCGCCGCCUUCUGCGCCCGAGCGCCGCAUCGAGCGCCUCGCUGCCUUUGGCGCCCGCAUUGCGCACGCUCCUCGUGCAGCAUGUCGCAGCUCCACACUGCGUCGAGCGCAGGCGAGGCAGUUGCCAGCAGCAGCAGCAGCACUUCGCGCGCCGUCAUCGAUCUGGGCUUGCAGCGCAUCACCUCUCUCCUCGCCUUGCUCGGGCGCCCCGAACUAGGCUUUGCAGUGAUCCACGUGGCGGGCACCAAUGCCAAAGGCAGCACCACUGCCUAUCUCGACUCGCUCCUUCGCGCCACGACGGGCACGCGCACGGGACGCUUCAACUCGCCGCAUCUCGUCGAGGAGCGCGAUGCAUGUCGCGUCGACGGCGUGCCUGUGCGUACGGACGUGUGGGAGGAAGCGCGGCGCAAAGUGCAGGCUGCAGAUGCAGAGGCAGGCCUUCAAUGCACGCCCUUCGAGCUGCUCACUGCUCGAGCAUUCACUGCGUUUCGCCUCAUGCCGCUCGAGCAACGCCCCGAGGUGCUGCUCGUCGAAGUAGGCCUGGGCGGUCUUCUCGACGCCACAAACAUCUUCGAGCCGAGACACGUGCUCGCGAGCGUCAUCUGUCCGGUAGACUUCGACCAUCAAGCCCUGCUGGGCGACACGCUCGCGGCCAUUGCCGAGCAAAAGGCGGGCAUCGUGCGGCGAGGAGGCCUCUGUGUCAUUGCGGACCAACGACGAGGCGACGCAGCGACGCAGGCAGAAGUAGACUGCACGGCAUUGCGAGGCAUCGAGGUGGAGCGCAGCCAGGUGGGCAUGGCGGCCGAGAUUCACGAGGCAAUUCGACGCUCGGCCGUCGCUGCAACUGCGAGGCUGUGCAAGGCGUACGUGCCCUGGCAAGUCCUCGACGAAGCACCUCUUGCUUCCUCGAGCGCCUCGACGCCCUGGUCUACGUCGGUGCAAGUCAACGUGCGACACACCCCUCUUCUCUAUCCCUCCUCGUCCACCUCUCCUUCCUUCGCGGGCACGUACGCCGCCCGCGCAGGCGAUGGCCUAGUUUCCGGUCCGCUGCUCGUGCUUCCGCGUACGAGAGCAGCGCUCAGUGGCGCCCUCACGGCACUCCAAACCCUCUGGGCCAUCGCGCGAGACGAAACGCCGGGAGGCCUGGGACAAGACGGAAGCGAUGAGCAUGAGGAGCUGAGACUGAGGAUUGCCUGGGCACUGCGCGAUGAUCGAGAUGCAACUCUGGCGAUUGCACAUGCAGUGGCGAGCACGACGUGGGAAGGACGCGCGGCUUGGCUCGACGUGCCUCUGCCUGCGCCGGCGUCGCAGUCGUCGUCGUCGUCGUCGUCGACGACACCUCAAGCUGCGCAAGCAAGGCAAGUCGAAGAUGAGGAGAUGCGGCCAGCCGACAGCGACACCGCCGCAACGCUCGCCUCUGCGAGUGAGCAAGCGCAAGCGCCGCCGCAGUGCCUGCACCUCCUCACAGACGGCGCCCACAACGCCUCGGCCUGCGUCGCCCUGCAGCGCUAUCUCUGCGGCUGUCUCUCCGCGCGGCUCGCCUCUGCUUGCGAUGCUGGCGCCGCCGCAACAUCGUCCGACACGUGCGGCGUGAGCGAGGUGACAAUCACCUAUCUCCUCUCCUUCUCCGCGGGCAAAGACGUCGCUGCGAUGCUCUCUGCCCUCUUGGCGCCGCCCGCUUCGACCAGUCUCGAGGCGCAAAUGGCGCGCACGACGCUUGCUCCGUCGCAAGCACCAGUGCGCCUCAGACGGAGAGUCGGUCUCCUCUCCUUCUCCACGCCCGUAGAAGGCAUGCCCUGGGUCACUCCCCUUGCUCCUUCCACUGCUGCACACGCACUUCGACAGCUGCAGCUGGAAGCAGAGGUGGAAGUGCGCGUCUUUGAGACGCACGAUGCACUCGCAGAGGCGCUCAGGUGGGCGGCGCAGCUGGGAGAUGGACGUUCGAUGACCGCCGCCGAGGGAGAGCGACAGGCGUCGAUGUGUGUAGUGGCGGGCAGCUUGUAUCUCGUAGGUGAUUUGUAUCGCCUGCUUGCUCGCUCGAGCGAGUAGCAAAUGCAUGAUCUUUGCGCACUCUUCCCUUGUUUUUCCCUUCAUCGGCGACCCUCCUUUUGCCCUGGGCGCUGCAUUACG